UCUCCCCACCAACGCAAAUCACAUCCGAAUCCAUAGCAGAUUUCAUCGAUGGAAACCCUAGGCGGCGAUUGCAUCAGUGGAAAACCCUAGACAUACGGUGAAUUCAUCCUAGUAUUUUGGCACUUUCAUGACUAUAGGUGACUCGUGUUGAAGUUGUAAUUGGAAGCAAAAGGAAGACAACUAGAGAUCUGGAGGAGGUUAAUAAAGAUCGUACUGGAUCUGAUAGCGAAGAAACACCCGAGGGGAAUGGUGAAGAAGUAACGCACACUCAACUCCUAUCGAUGCUUCCAUACUCCAGAGUUGAUGAAGGUGUUGAGAAUGGGUGGAGUGCGUGCUUAAAUUACAAUGAAAAGUACAAGUCACCCGAAUCUCCUUCUCGGUUGUUCCUGAGUACAUUCCUAAGUUGGCAGAGUUAUAUCGUUCUUGCUCAGCAUUCGGAAUGGAAUGAGGAUGAAGCAAUGAGUGUAUUUGAGGAGAGGGUGUUGGACAAGGUAAAAUACAUAGACAACUUCAAAUGGGACAACUACAAUCUGAUUUUAGACAACAUAGUUUCUGGAGGGGAUAUUAGAACGAGAUAUGGCAUCGUGGUGGAAAAGCUGAUUUUGUGUUUUAUACAUGUAUUGGAGAAGUGUCAUUGUGUAACCUACGGACGUAUGCUUGGACGAGCUAAAACGGAGCUGCUUCCCGUGAAGUGGAUGAUAAAAGGCAUCACCUCUAACUGUGGUAUGUUUGCUAUGCGACACAUGGAGACAUAUUGUCACGACCGCACUUUGCUAAGGAUAGCAAACACGGUUUAUCGCGACUAGGGGAGGAUUAAAGAAGCGGGGAAGAAAGGGGAAUCUCGACAAAACUGAAAUUUGGAAUGACAUCAACUUGAGAUAGCUUGGAAAAUAUAUCAGAGUGCAUAAUACAAAAGAAUAUAAGCUCGUUAAUUACAUUGCAGCGGAAGAGUCAAGAGAGAGUGACACCGUGUAUGGAGACACGAUGCAUCCGAGCAUUGAUCAACUAAAACACAUUCGCCAUUUCUGCUCAACAUCGCCCCUCUUUGCCACCGCUUAACCUGCAUAUUUAGAAAUAUAUGGAGGGCUGAGUACAUAGCCCCUUUUUUUAUGUACUUAGCCAUAUCUGGUCAUCUUGUGCCGCGGAGAUGGUAUUCUCAUACGGUCACCUUCCCUGCCCAACAGGUCAGAGGUAUCCUUGUGCCCUGAGAUGGUGUUCUCAUACGAUCACCUUCUCUGCCCAACAGGUUAGAGGUAUCCUUGUGUCGGGAAGGUGGCCACCUUCCACGAUCA
Salvia hispanica is the source of this 1292-nucleotide messenger RNA. The record is from RefSeq and is a predicted model, not a curated record. NCBI's taxonomy places the organism in Eukaryota, Viridiplantae, Streptophyta, Magnoliopsida, Lamiales, Lamiaceae.